Molecule: messenger RNA, 700 nt
Organism: Styela clava
Lineage: Eukaryota; Metazoa; Chordata; Ascidiacea; Stolidobranchia; Styelidae
Source: RefSeq, a predicted model, not a curated record
CAAUUGUAACCAUUGAAUCUGACUGAGUCGAACCGUUACUCCUGCGUUUUGGAUUAAAAGUAACUUGUUAUUUUUAAGCAUGUUGCUUAGAGUCCUCUUUAUCGUAGCAUUCGUUGUUGUAAGUGUAGUUUCGGAAGAUUUGUUUUGUUUCAGUUGCAAGGACACAGAUACAGACGAAGAAUGUAACCGUGGCCCGCGCCAACUGCAAAACUGCACUGCCGUGGGUGGAUCUCGAUGCAAGAUAACAACGAAACUUGGUGGCGUUUUUGACAAAGGCUGCGCAACGGAAAAUGAUUGUCUUUCUUCUACAUUCCUAACACAAAUCGUGGGCACAGUUUGCUGUGAUACAUACCUUUGCAAUGAAAAUACCACUUGGCCAGCUGCAGAAACUAUAGCAAUCAAAAUCUUGGAAAACAUAGUGGGAAUGAAGCCAGCAAACUUUUUUGUCCAGAUUACAACAUAUCAGUCAUUGUAUAUAGUGCUUUACGCUCUUGCUCUAACUUACAUAAUCAGAAAUGUUCCCAGAGAUGGAAGGUCUAAAUCACCCAAAGUCUCACCGGAUACAGAAGAGACGAUAGAACUUCAGGAAUGACUUGCGAUAUCUCAAUCAAAAAGUCGAUGAAAACUUCUCAUAUUGUUUGUUAUUUUUGGUUAAUUUUGACAAAAAAAUAUAUUACAUAAUAUACUUAUGUACUCUGAA